Messenger RNA from Styela clava, 2454 nucleotides. RefSeq lists its product as uncharacterized. Lineage: Eukaryota; Metazoa; Chordata; Ascidiacea; Stolidobranchia; Styelidae. Gene Ontology annotation, cellular component: extracellular matrix. Gene Ontology annotation, molecular function: protein binding. The record is from RefSeq and is a predicted model, not a curated record.
AGUUUUGGGUAUGGAAUACGAGUUAUUGUUAGUCUCCUUAUUGGUGUUAUUCUUUGGACUUACAACAACGUCUGGAUGUAUCGUUGAACGGGAAAAUUCUUGUACCUGCGACCCUACAAUGCGACAGGUGUCAUGUACACGGUUGGGAGACUCUGUGGAUGAUGUGUUGCCACAUUUAAUACCUGACGAAACUUGGCAAUUGGUGAUGAAACGCGUGUGGGUAGAUGAUGCGGUUGAACUUCGACCUCACAAUUUUGUGACGCUGAAACAAUUAAGAUGGUUGGACUUUUCGUACAAUCGGAUUUCAGUGAUACAUCCCGAAACAUUCAGUGACAUGAGGAGUCUAUACUUCGUGAAUUUAUCUCACAAUCGUUUGAGGCUGCUGGAAUCGAAUGCAUUCAAUGGAAAUUUACCGGAUUUAUUGUCCUUAGAUCUUUCUUAUAAUCGAUUGUUACUGCUGACGGACCGCAAUUUCAAGGCUGUAAAGAAUCUGAAAUUCUUAGAUCUCAGAAACAAUCCAAUUUUGUUCAUAUCAGGAGAGGCAUUCUGGGGACUUUCACAGUUGGAACGUUUGAAAUUAUCGUCUGCAAAUUUCACCAAAUUUCCGGCAGAACCAUUGAGUUCUUUAUUAAACCUGAGAAUGCUGGAAAUGCGUGAUAUGCCUUUCAUAAAAUCCAUUCCAGAUCAUGCAUUCAGUUUCAACAGCCGACUGGAAAGUCUUGUUCUUGAGAAAUUGCCAUUGUCAGUUGGUGGCCUCUCAGUCGAUGUUUUUUACGGGUUGGAAAGUUUACGGCACAUGACUAUUGCGUCUUGCAACCUGACUUCGGUGCCAUGUACGUCAUUGUCAAAGGUGAAACAUAGUCUGGAAAGUUUGGACCUUUCGAGAAAUUCAAUUCAGAUCAUAUAUCCGGAUGAUUUAUCAGGUCUCUCGGAUUUAAAAAAUUUGACUCUGCACGACACGCAUUUGCAAGAGAUAAAACCGGGAUCAUUUAUCAAAUUAGAAAAACUUGAAGCUUUAGACUUAUCCAACAACAGGUUGAGAACCUUGUACCAUGAUUCAUUUCCGGAGAAUUUAACCCAACUGCAGGAGAUACGUUUGACUAAUAAUGUUUGGUCAUGUGAUUGUAGUCUGAAGUGGUUAACAGAGUCUCACAUUAGUUUGGGACAUGAUCACGUAACCUGCACUGACCCCAGGAGCGAAAGGGGGAAGAGUCUUAAGGAAAUGAGAAAGAAACUUCCUGAUACCUUCUAUAAAUGUAAAUCACCUAUAAUUACCACAAAAGAAUACAGCGAAGAGAGAUACGUCGAGGGCGAUCAGGCACUGUUAUAUUGUGAUGCUAUUGGGGAACCUUUGUCAUUUUCUUGGUACUUUGCAGGUACAGUCAUACCAGUUCGUGGAAGUGAUUUACGAAAAAAUGGAAAAGAACUUACUAUACGCAACGUUCAACUUAAUGACGCGGGAGAAUAUACUUGCAUUAUACGAAAUGCUGGAGGACAAAAGUCGAUAACUGUACUCUUGCAUGUAGAUGCAGCCAAGCACGGAGACAUGAGCAGCAAUUUGCCUCCUGGUCGUGGUAAUGACGGAAGCGUUAAAGAUUCCGGUAAAGACUGUUCAACUGGCACGCAAAAUAUUCGACGUGAAUUCAGUAGAAAACCUGGUUUUUCCUCUGAAAAUUCUUUCGACAAAUCGAAUAUCGCCACAACAGCGAUACUGAUCACAAUUUUAGGCUGUGUCACAACACUAGGAGUCGCUGGUGUUUUUUUGUUUGUUGGAUGCGUGUGGAGUAAAAGACGAGAUGCUGCUGGUCAAAAUUCACGAAACACGCAAAACUCUGCUCCGUCAGUAAACGUAAACGGUCAUUGCAAACACGAACAAUCAAAAAAUGCAAGCAAAAAGACCAUGAAAUCAAUUGAACUUACAGAUGAGCGUGUAGUGUUUGGAGGUCAUGGUAUUUACUCCAAACCGAUACAAGACUUGGACUGCCCGAAAAUAGAUAGGCAGUCAAAUAUCAACAGAAAAAAAUAACGAGCCGGGCAACAUCCUGUAGUAUUUGCGAGCUCAGAGAAGAACGCAGUUUACAAUUGCGUAUACAAUCAUGGGUUCAAAAAUGCCCGACGCUUCAACGUUCCGAUUACGGCAUCAAAUAAGCGUGCCUUUGUUUGGAGGUAUUAGAUUGUAAUUCAUCUUUUUGUAUUUCUCAAAUUUUUCAUUCAAAUAUCUCACAACGGAAAAUAUUUGUAAAGUUACAGAGAACUGAUGCAUGGUCGGUUGCCACAUAAAUUAGAGUAUUUACAUGUAUUUCAGCUUUGCACUUCUUUUGAAAUGUCUUGAACUAUUCCAGUUCGAAAUACCCAAUUUUCAACUUCGUUUUUUAUAUUUUGCGUAAAAUGACUUGAAAUUCAAAUUCCACUUGCUUUUAUUUGCGUUUUAUGCAACACAGUUAAGAGAAUUAU